Molecule: messenger RNA, 1542 nt
Organism: Notechis scutatus (mainland tiger snake)
Lineage: Eukaryota; Metazoa; Chordata; Lepidosauria; Squamata; Elapidae
Source: RefSeq, a predicted model, not a curated record
GAAUGCCAAGUUACAACCUGGAGACCAAGCAUUUUGUUGAAAAAGGAUACUCUUGUUAUCCGGGAGGUCACAGAAGAUGACAUUGGAAAUUACACUUGUGAAUUAAAGUAUGGACUCUUUUCUGUCAGAAGAACCACAGAAUUAACUGUUACAGCCCCACUUACAGAAAAACCACCAAAACUUUUGUAUCCUUUGGAGAGUAAACUGACAAUUCAAGAGACACAGUUGGGCCAUUCUGCUAACCUAACUUGCCGAGCAUUCUUUGGAUACAGUGGAGAAGCCAGUCCUUUAAUGUAUUGGAUGAAAGGCGAAAAGUUUAUUGAGGAUUUGGAUGAAAGUCGGGUUUGGGAGAGUGAUAUUAGAGUCCUUAAAGAACAUCUUGGAGAACAAGAAGUUUCCAUUUCAUUAAUUCUUGAUUCAGUGGAAGAAGGAGAUCUUGGAAAUUACUCCUGCUAUGUUGAAAAUGGAUAUGGCCGCAGAUAUGCUACAGUUAUUCUACUUAAGAGGGAGCUGAUGUAUACAGUUGAACUUGCUGGAGGGCUUGGUGCUAUUCUGCUACUACUUGUUUGUUUAGUGACUAUUUACAAGUGCUACAAGAUAGAAAUUAUGUUAUUCUACAGAAACCAUUUUGGUGCAGAAGAACUAGAUGGAGAUAACAAAGAUUAUGAUGCCUAUUUGUCAUAUACCAAAGUGGAUCCUGACCAAUGGAAUCAGGAAACUGGGGAAGAAGAACGAUUUGCUCUUGAGAUCUUACCAGAUAUGCUUGAAAAGCAUUAUGGGUACAAACUAUUCAUUCCUGACAGAGAUUUAAUUCCAACUGGAACCUACAUAGAAGAUGUGGCAAGAUGUGUAGACCAAAGCAAGCGACUGAUAAUUGUCAUGACUCCAAAUUAUGUGGUCAGAAGAGGCUGGAGCAUCUUUGAAUUGGAAACCAGACUUAGGAACAUGCUUAUUACAGGAGAAAUUAAAGUGAUCCUCAUUGAAUGCAGUGAACUGCGAGGAAUUAUGAACUACCAGGAAGUUGAGGCACUGAAACAUACCAUCAAGCUUCUAACUGUUAUUAAAUGGCAUGGACCAAAAUGCAACAAGUUGAAUUCCAAAUUCUGGAAACGUUUACAGUAUGAAAUGCCUUUUAAGAGGAUAGAACCUAUUACCCAUGAGCAAGUUUUAGAUGUUAGUGAGCAGGGGCCCUUUGGGGAAUUGCAAACGGUCUCAGCAAUUUCAAUGGCUGCUGCUACCUCCACUGCUCUUGCCACUGCCCACCCUGAUUUGCGUUCCACUUUUCAUAACACAUAUCAUUCACAGAUGCGUCAGAAACACUAUUAUCGAAGCUAUGAAUAUGAUGUACCUCCUACUGGCACCCUGCCUCUUACCUCAAUAGGUAACCAGCAUACUUAUUGCAAUAUCCCAAUGACACUUAUUAAUGGACAGAGACCACAGACAAAAACUAACCGAGAGCAGAAUCCUGAUGAGGCUCAUACAAACAGUGCAAUCCUGCCCCUCUUACCACGGGAAACUAGUAUCUCCAGUGUCAUUUGGUGA